Erpetoichthys calabaricus (reedfish) is the source of this 1031-nucleotide messenger RNA. RefSeq names its product C-C motif chemokine 3-like. Bases 38 to 301 code for a protein of 87 amino acids. The transcript has 3 exons. NCBI's taxonomy places the organism in Eukaryota, Metazoa, Chordata, Cladistia, Polypteriformes, Polypteridae. Gene Ontology annotation, biological process: cellular response to type II interferon; chemokine-mediated signaling pathway; lymphocyte chemotaxis. The record is from RefSeq and is a predicted model, not a curated record. Gene Ontology annotation, cellular component: extracellular region. Gene Ontology annotation, molecular function: chemokine activity; CCR chemokine receptor binding.
CCUCAGGAAGGAUCUCCUCACAUUUGAAAUUCUGAAAAUGAAAAUCUUUGUGUUCACCAUUGUCAUUGCACUGCUGUGCACAGCUCAGGAAAUCAAAGCAACUGAAUCAGCACAAACUCCUACAGACUGCUGUUUUAAAUUCACCAACAAGCAACUACCUAAAAAAACAAUCGACCAUUUUGAAGAAACAAGCAACAAAUGUCCCGUACCUGGAGUGAUAUUUCACACUAAAAAGGGUCACAAAGUUUGUGCAAGUGCAAAUGAAGAAUGGGUAAAGGAGCACAUUAAAAAAUCCUGCUGAAGAAAUAGUGAGGAGGAAAAGGAAGAAAAGAUACAGGAAACACUGUCGGAAUUUGGAAAUUCAGUGAAAGGUUGUUCAUAAGACUCAGUAUUGUAAGCACCCAAACAAAAAGAACUGUUCUAAGGUGAAUUAACUAACAUUUGGUGUUGAGGGAAUAAAAACCUUCACUGGUACUAACUUCACUUUGAAUGAAGAACUGUUCUUAUUGCACACUUUAAACCUUAAUACGUUGUCUUUAUAAUUGCAUUGCAAUGACAUAUGUCACAGUUAAAACUGAUUUGAAAUAAUAAAGGAACUCAAAUGUACAGGCCUCAUUUAUUUCUUACAUUGGAUUCAUUUAUAUUAGUGAGAAUGCAAAAAAAAAAAAUACUGAAUGUCACCAAGAUGCAAUAUUGCAAAAGCAGAAUAAUGACAGCAUGAUGUGAUCAGAUGGGCCACUUGAAAGACUUUACAUUUCAAUUUGAUGCAUCUCCAAAACCUCAUUACAAACUCCUACUGGAAGUGUUGCAAAUUGUGCAAUAUUGUAAUUUGUAUCUUAAAUUAAAUUUUAAAAUUGUUCUUGAUGUAUGUAAAAUAAUUUUACUGUUUUGCUCUUUGUUUUUCAUUCUCAUUUUAUUGUGUUACUUGUAUUAUUAUUACUACCUGAAAUUUUAUAAUCUUAUGAGUUUUAAUUUGUUAGUGAUUUUUGGUAGUGUUUUUGUUCUGAAUGGAUCCCUUAUUAUAAAAAUCA